Phlebotomus papatasi is the source of this 1160-nucleotide messenger RNA. It is a transcript of the gene Spx, whose product is annotated as splicing factor 3B subunit 4. Bases 30 to 1133 code for a protein of 367 amino acids. The transcript is spliced from 3 exons. Gene Ontology annotation, biological process: positive regulation of mRNA splicing, via spliceosome. Gene Ontology annotation, cellular component: U12-type spliceosomal complex; nucleolus. Gene Ontology annotation, molecular function: RNA binding. The record is from RefSeq and is a predicted model, not a curated record. NCBI's taxonomy places the organism in Eukaryota, Metazoa, Arthropoda, Insecta, Diptera, Psychodidae.
AUUGGUGCAGAACAUAGAAAACACAAAGGAUGGCAGCCGGACCAAUUGCUGAGCGAAAUCAAGAUGCUACGAUUUAUGUCGGAGGUCUGGAUGAUAAAGUCUCAGAAUCUCUGCUGUGGGAGCUCUUUGUACAGGCUGGACCAGUUGUUAAUGUCCAUAUGCCCAAAGACCGAGUGACGCAGAUGCACCAGGGAUACGGAUUUGUGGAAUUUCUGGGCGAGGAGGAUGCAGAUUAUGGGAUAAAAAUCAUGAAUAUGAUCAAAUUGUAUGGGAAGCCCAUCAGAGUGAACAAGGCGUCGGCUCAUCAGAAGAAUCUCGACGUGGGAGCCAAUAUUUUCAUCGGAAAUCUCGAUACGGAAGUCGACGAGAAGCUUCUCUAUGACACAUUCUCAGCCUUUGGCGUAAUUCUCCAGACGCCGAAGAUUAUGAGGGAUCCCGAGACGGGUAAUUCCAAGGGAUUUGCUUUUAUUAACUUUGCCAGUUUCGAAGCUUCUGAUGCUGCAAUGGAUGCCAUGAAUGGCCAGUACCUCUGCAAUCGUCCAAUUUCGGUUUCCUACGCCUUCAAGAAGGAUUCCAAGGGAGAGCGUCAUGGAUCGGCAGCUGAGCGCCUCCUGGCAGCCCAAAAUCCCCUUUCGCAUGCCGACAGACCCCAUCAGCUCUUUGCGGAUGCUCCUGUGCCGCCUAUGAUGCCAAUGCCAGCCGGAAUGAUGGGUCCUAUGAUUCCUCCUCCUCUGAUUGCUCCUCCACCACCUCCAGUUGCACCUCCAAAUCCUCCAUUCCCAUCAUCUGUUCCCCCGCCACCUCUUCCACCCAUGCAGCCUCCAGUGCCGCCCUCACAGCCCCCACUGCCUCCCACUCCCGUGGGAAUUCCUCCGGCUCCGCGCAUGAUGCCCGGACAGCCACCUUGGUCACAGAAUGGAGCUCCUGGAACAGCUCCAGCUGGCUUUCCGGGUGGAAACUUUCCGCCGGCACCUCCACCGCCCGUGGCUCCACCGGCUCGACCCCCAGCGCCACCGCCCAAUUUCCCCCGGAUGCCGGCUCAAGGGAACUUCCAGAGACCACCAUUCCCACCCCGAGGAAUGCCACCACCUCCGCCAGCCAAUUUCAGCAGCGACACUUUCAAUUCAUUCUAAAAUAAAAGCAUUUUAAUUUCUCUCUCU